AUAAGUUAUUUUGGAGUGUUAUUUCGUUCCUGGUUGAAUUAAAGAAUUAUUAGUUUUUAUUUUUUAUCGUAUUAUCAUCGAAUCCGUGUAAUAUUUUUAUUUUCUUUACAUUCGGGUGUUUUGUGACCUUCGUGAUAAUUAAUAUUCUUAUUUGAUCAAAAUAGUUCAAGUGAAUAUAAAAAAAAUUUAAUGUAAAACUUGAACAAAAGUCAACUGAAGAAUGGAAUCCAGAGGCGAAACAUGUGAAUUACAACAACUUGUCCCAAGUGAUGUUGAUGGAGAAAACGAAGACAGUUUAGCUCAAGACGAUUAUACACUAAAUGGAGAAAAAACCGUAUCUCCUCUUAGAAGCAUGAAAAUUUCUUCAACAGGAACAAGUCACAGUUCUGUGUCUAAACGAAACAAUCCUUCUAACACAACUGGUACUGCUAAUUCAAAGCUAUUUUAUAUCAAUGAAAAACGGUUUAACAAAGAUUCUAAAUCAAACACUGCACGUCCGCGGAAUCCACACAAAGUAAAUUCAAAUGGUUCAACUGCUCGACACCAUUGUUUUCUUUCUGAAGUACCAGAUGUGAGACAUAUGGAACAGGCACUUCUCGGUCUUUUGGCUGACUUUCAUUCUGGCAAAUUGAAAGCAUUUGGAAGUGGAACAACAAUGGAACAAAUGAAAAAUAUACGAGAACAACAAGAAAAACUUGCCAAAUUACAUUUUGAUCUAAGUGCAACUAGUGAUCCUCCCCUUAGUGAUAUAGGACUUAAACAUUCUCGUAAUACAAUGAGCCAACUUAUAGACAGAUUAGAACAACUCAGUGUGUCCAUAGAGGGAUUACAUAAUAAUAAUAAAAAAUAAUUUUUCCAAAAUUAAUCAUUAUAGUUAGAGUAAUUUUUCUAUAAUAUAUGCAUGUACCUUAUAAUAGUAAAUUGUACUGGAUGUUCUACAAAACUGCAUAUGACUGUAAUUCCGAAAUAUAUUUAUUUUGGGUUUUCGUUUUGAUGGUUUAA
This is a messenger RNA of Agrilus planipennis (emerald ash borer), 1002 nucleotides long. Its product is annotated as coiled-coil domain-containing protein 28B. The transcript has 2 exons. Bases 221 to 850 code for a protein of 209 amino acids. The record is from RefSeq and is a predicted model, not a curated record. Lineage: Eukaryota; Metazoa; Arthropoda; Insecta; Coleoptera; Buprestidae.